Arachis stenosperma is the source of this 8012-nucleotide messenger RNA. RefSeq names its product DNA-directed RNA polymerase V subunit 1. The transcript is spliced from 20 exons. Gene Ontology annotation, biological process: DNA-templated transcription. Gene Ontology annotation, cellular component: RNA polymerase II, core complex. NCBI's taxonomy places the organism in Eukaryota, Viridiplantae, Streptophyta, Magnoliopsida, Fabales, Fabaceae. The record is from RefSeq and is a predicted model, not a curated record. Bases 270 to 6665 code for a protein of 2131 amino acids. Gene Ontology annotation, molecular function: DNA binding.
UUUUCCAAUUUUUGUUGCCAACGGCAAACAAAACUGAAUACAUUUCUAAUUCUUUUUCACUCUCACUCCUCACUUUCAUACUCAGUCUCACUCACUCGCUCUCUCGCUCUCUCGCUCUUUUCUUCUUUCAAACCCUUUUUUCAGUUUCACGCGCUGCGAGAGGGAGAGAACCGAAGCUGAAAUUCGGGUUUUGCGUUCAGAGUUCAGUGAGGCGCUAACAGCGCACACUCUUCUUUCCUUCUGAGGGACUGUGGAUAUACCAUAGAGCCAUGGAAGCAGUAGAGGAUGCUCCUCCUUCAAAUGUUUCAGAGGGAGAGAUUGCUGGGAUCCGAUUCGCAAUGGCUUCACGCAAGGAGAUUUGUACAGCAUCCAUUAGUGACUCUUCAAUUAGUCAUGCUAGUCAGUUGUCAAAUCCAUUCCUUGGGCUACCCCUUGAAUUUGGCAGAUGUGAAUCUUGUGGUACUUCUGAAGCAGGAAAAUGUGAAGGUCACUUUGGAUAUAUUGAGCUACCAGUUCCAAUAUUCCAUCCCAGUCAUGUCAUUGAAUUGAAACGGAUGCUGAGCUUGAUCUGCUUAAACUGCUUAAAACUGAAGAAAACUAAGUUUCCAGGUUCAAGCAGUGUGUUGGCGCAGAGAUUGUUAUCAUCUUCAUGUUGUCCGGAUGUGAAUGCUGCUCAAGUUUCUAUUCGGGAGAUCAAAACAGAUGGGGCUUACGUCUUGGUGCUGAAGGUACCUAAGAAUAAGAUGCGUACUGGAUUUUGGAGCUUUUUACAUAAAUAUGGCUAUCGCUAUGAGAUUGAUAAUACUCGAGCUUUGCUUCCUUGUGAGGUGAUGGAAAUGAUUAAGAGGUUUUCUCCAGAGACCAAAAAGAAGCUUGCUGGUAAAGGAUAUUUUCCCCAGGAUGGAUAUGUUUUGAAGUAUCUUCCUGUACCACCAAACUGCUUGUCUGUGCCAGUAGUUUCUGAUGGAGUCAGUGUCAUGUCUUCGGAUCCUUCUAUUACUAUUCUUAGAAAAUUGCUCAGGAAGGUGGAAAUCAUCAGAGGGUCUAGAUCUGGUGAACCAAACUUUGAGUCUCAUUUGGUGGAAGCAAAUGAGUUGCAGUCACUGUUUGAUCAGUACCUUCAAGUUAGGGGUACUUCUAAGCCAGCACGUGAUAUUGAAACCCAUUAUGGUGUCAAUAAAGAACUCAAUGAUUCUUCUACAAAAGCGUGGCUUGAAAAAAUGAGGACCUUAUUUAUAAGGAAGGGUUCUGGCUUUUCUUCACGCAAUGUGAUAACUGGAGAUGGUUAUAAGAGGAUAAAUGAAAUAGGGAUUCCUCUUGAGGUAGCACAAAGGAUAACAUUUGAGGAGAGAGUUAGCAUGCAUAACAUGAGGUACUUACAGAAGUUAGUUGAUGAAAAUUUGUGCCUAACCUACAAGGAAGGUAUGUCUACAUAUUCACUAAGGGAGGGCUCAAAGGGGCACAUAUAUCUCAAACCAGGCCAAAUAGUGCAUAGAAGGAUUAUGGAUGGUGAUAUUGUCUUCAUCAACAGACCACCUACAACACACAAACAUUCAUUACAAGCACUUGCUGUGUACAUCCACAAUGACCACACUGUUAAGAUAAAUCCUCUCAUUUGUGGGCCCCUAGGAGCUGAUUUUGAUGGUGACUGUGUCCAUCUAUUUUAUCCACAGUCUCUUGCUGCUAAAGCUGAGGUACUGGAGCUAUUCUCUGUGGAGAAACAGCUUCUUAGUUCACACAGUGGUAAUCUAAACCUCCAGUUGACCUCUGAUUCGUUGCUAUCACUGAAGACUUUGAUGAAGAAAUGCUUUUUGAAUAGAGCGACAGCACAUCAAUUAGCAAUGUUUCUUUCCGUACCUCUGCCACCACCUGCUUUACUCGAACGCAGAUCUCGUAAUUCAUACUGGUCUGCCAUGCAAUUAUUACAAUGUGCGUUGCCCCCAUCUUUUGAUUGCACUGGCGGUAGAUACUUAAUCAGGCAGAGCGAGAUCUUAGAAUUUGAUCUCAGUAGGGACAUUUUGCCAACAACAAUAAAUGAAAUAGCUGCUUCAAUUUUCUUCGGAAAGGGCCCUAAGGAAGCACUCAGUUUCUUUGAUUUGAUACAGCCCCUUUUAAUGGAAAGCAUAUUUGCUGAAGGCUUUAGCUUUGGCUUACAAGAUUUUUCAGUAUCCAGGGCAGCAAAGCGAGGAAUAAAUAGAAACAUUGGGAAAGUUUCUUCAUUGUUGGGUCAACUCAGGUCAAUAUACAAUGAGCUGGUUGCACAGCAAGUGGAAAGACACAUUCAAGAUCUUGAACGACCAGUUAUUAAUUCUGCUCUAAAGUCGAGCAAACUUGGGGAUUUGAUUGACUCAAAGAGUAGGGGGGCUAUUGACAAGGUGGUUCAACAAAUUGGUUUCUUAGGCCAGCAGCUUUUUGAGAGAGGGAGAUUCUAUUCCAAGGGCUUAAUUGAGGAUAUAGCUGUUCAUUUUCGUUUAAAGUGUUGUUAUGAUGAGGAUAGCUACCCUUCUGCUGAAUAUGGCUUACUCAAAGGGUGCUUUUUUCAUGGUUUGGAUCCAUAUGAAGAGUUGGUGCAUUCAGUUUCUACAAGGGAAAUAAUUGUGCGUUCCUCAAGAGGAUUAUCUGAACCCGGAACACUGUUCAAGAACUUAAUGGCCAUCCUCCGUGACGUCAUGAUUUGCUAUGAUGGGACUGUUAGAAAUGUUUGUAGCAAUUCCAUCAUUCAGUUUGAUUAUGGGAAGCAAGCUGGAGAUGUGACCCAACAUUUAUUCCCUGCUGGUGAGCCUGUAGGUGUCUUAGCCGCAACUUCUAUGUCAAAUCCUGCUUAUAAGGCAGUCCUUGAUGCCAGUCCUAGCAGCAAUUCUUCAUGGGAAUUGAUGAAGGAGAUACUGCUCUGCAAGGUCAAUUUUAGGAAUGAACCAAAUGAUCGUCGUGUAAUUUUGUACUUGAAUGAUUGUGGCUGUGGGAAGACUUAUUGCCGAGAAAAUGCUGCUUAUUCGGUAAAAAACCAAUUGGGAAAAGUCAGUCUCAAGGAUGCAGCAGUAGAGUUCAUUAUUGAAUAUCAGCAACAGCGGCGUCACAGGGAAAGCUCAGAAAUUGGUGCAGGCCUUAUUGGUCAUAUUCAUUUGAAUGAGAUAAUGUUAAAGAAGCUGAAGAUCAAUUCGGAGGAAAUUUUUCAAAGAUGCCAAGAUAGAGUUAUGUCCUUUUACAAGAAGAAGAAAGUCAGUAGUAUUUUCAAGAGGAUUGCACUGGAUGUCAGCAGUGAGUGUUGCUCUUGCUCGCAUUCUUCAGCACCGUGUGUAAUGUUCCUUUGGCAAGAUGAUGAUAUGAAUGAGUUAAAUGUAACUGCAAACAUUCUGUCUGACACAGUCUAUCCGGCUCUGCUUGAAACAAUAAUCAAAGGUGAUCCUCGAAUUCGCUCAGCGAAUAUAAUCUGGGUUAAUUCGGACACAAACACAUGGGUUCGAAACCCCUGUAAAUCUCCAAAUGGUGAAUUGGCGCUAGAUAUUUCUCUUGAGAAGGCAGCUGUUAAACAAAGUGGUGAUGCUUGGAGGAUUGUAAUCGACUCCUGCCUUCCUGUUAUUCACUUGAUUGAUACAAGGCGUUCGAUACCUUAUGCAAUCAAGCAAAUUCAGGAACUAUUUGGGAUCUCAUGUACUUUUGAUCAAGCAAUUCAGCGUCUUGCAUCAUCUGUGAAAAUGGUGGCAAAAGGUGUUCUCCGUGAGCAUCUUGUUCUUUUAGCUAGCAGUAUGACAUGUGGUGGAAAUUUGGUUGGGUUCAAUACGGGUGGGUAUAAAGCUCUUGCUCGACAAUUAAACAUUCAAGUACCUUUUACUGAUGCAACACUCUUUACACCUAGAAAAUGUUUUGAGCGAGCAGCAGAGAAAUGCCAUACGGACUCUUUAUCAAGCAUAGUUGCCUCCUGUUCUUGGGGUAAACAUGUUGCAGUUGGUACAGGAUCAAGAUUUGAUAUUCUAUGGAAUGCGAAUGAAAUAAAUUCAAAGGAGAUUCGAGGGAUGGAUGUUUACAAUUUUCUUCACAUGGUCAAAAGCGUUAACGGCGAAGAGGAAAAUAAUGCUUGUUUGGGUGAAGAUAUUGAUGAUUUGCUAGACGAAGACGAUGUAGACUUCGCUGUGUCCCCACAGCAUAACUCUGGUUUUGAAGCUGUUUUUGAAGAGAAUUGUGAACUAUUGAAUGGUUCAACAGCCAAUGGUUGGGAUACAGAUCAAAAUGAAGCAAAGUCAAAUGAUUGGUCAGCCUGGGGAGGAGGGAACAUAGCUGAAACGAAAGGUGGUGCAUCCAAGGAUUGGGAUGCAAGCAUAGGUGAAUCCAAAGAAAAAUCAAAUGAUUGGUCAGCAUGGGGAGGAGGGAAUAUAGCUGAAACAAAAGACGGUGCAUCCAAGGCUUGGGAUUCAAGCAUAGGUGAAGCUAAAGAAAAAGCAAAUGAUUGGUCAGCCUGUGGAGGAGGGAAUAAAGCUGAAACAAAAGACGGUGCCUCCAAGGCUUGGGGUGCAAGCACAGGUGAAGCCAAAGAAAAAUCAAAUGAUUGGUCAGCAUGGGCUGGAAACAAAUCUGUAAUACAUGAUGGUGGAUCUGAAAGAGCACCAAAAGAUUCUUGGAGGCCACAGAAGUUGAUGUCUGAUGUUAAUCAAGAAGACUAUACUAAGCCAAGUUCUUGGGAUGCAAAUACAGAUCGGGAAAUAACACCAUCAAAUAAUUGGUCAGCAUGGGGUGGAAGCAAAUCUGGUACACAGGAUGGUGGGUUUGAAAAAGCUCCAGAGGGUUCCUGGAAUCAGAAGUUGAAAUCUGUCCAGAAAGACUUUCCCAAUUCCAGUGCUUGGAAUGCAAAACAGGAUGAGAAACAGUCAAAUGACUGGUCAUCUAGGAGAAGUCAGGAUGGUGGUUUUGAAAGGGCCCAAGAGGAUACUUGGAAUGCCAACACAGAACCGGCAAGAACAAAAUCACAUGACUGGUCAAAUAGGGGCCAUAAUAAAUCUCAAUUUCAAGAUGAUUCUCAGAAGUCUGGUGCUUGGGGUGCAAAACCAGAUCAGACAAGAUCAAGUGACCGGUCGAAUUGGCGGCAAAAUAAAUCUCAAGUUCAAGAUGAUUCUCAGACUUCUAGUGCCUGGGGUUCAAGGCCAAAUCAGACAAAAACCAGUUGGGGUCAAGAUAAAUCUCAAGCUCAAGAUGAUUCUCAGACUUCUAGUGCCUGGGGUUCAAGACCAAAUCAGACAAAAACCAGUUGGGGUCAAGAUAAAUCUCAAGCUCAAGAUGAUUCUCCUAACUCCAGUGCUUGGCGUGUAAAACCAGAUGAGACAAUGACAAGUGAUUGGUCCUGUUUGGGUCAAAACAAAUCUCAAGCUCAAAAUGAUAACCAGAAGUUGAGUGCUUGGGGUGCGAAACCAGAUCAGACAAAAGGAAGUGAUUGGUCCAAUUGGGGUCAAAAUAAAUCUCAAGCUCAGGAGGAUUCUUGGAAGUCUGAGAAGUCCGGUGCUUGGGACAUGAAUGCAGAUCAGCCAAAAGCAAGUUCAAAUGAUUGGCAGGCAAGGGCUGGAAAUAAAUCUCAAAUGCAAGAUGGUGGAUCUGAGGGAGCCCAAGAGAAUUCUUGGGGAACUCGUAAGUGGAAAGCUGAAGAUAAGGUCAGAGCAGCUGUUAUUCAAAAUGAUACAUCUAGGUCUGGUGGUUGGGAUACAAAGGCAAAUCCUUCAAAACCAAGGUCAAAUGAAUGGUCAUCAUGGGGAAGUAAUAACAACAAAGGUGAACCAAAGGUCGGAGAUGAUGGUAUACCGGUGGAGUCCAAUGCUUGGGCCCAUAAAUCUGAGAAUGUGAAUGUGAACCAGAGUAAGGAAAUUGAAUCAAAUUGGGAUGCUAAGAAGCCUGUUGACAAUAGCUCUUGGGGAAGACCCAAGUCCCAGGAAGACCGACCAUGGAAUACCCAGAAUGAGUCCAAUCAAGCUGCAAGUUCACAGGGGUGGGAAUCACAAAUUGCUUCAGCCAAUGCCGACAGUGACAAAAGUUUUCAAUGGGGAAAACGAGGCAGGGAAUCAUUCAAGAAAAAUCGUUUCGAAGGUUCUCAAGGUUGGGGUUCAAAUGCUGGUGACAGGCAGAACAAGAGUCGCCCUCCUAGAACACCUGGAUCAAGGUUGGAUAUAUACACUUCUGAGGAACAAGAGGUUUUGAAGGAUAUUGAACCCAUUAUGCAGUCAAUCAGACGGAUCAUGCAACAAGAAGGGUACAAUGAUGGGGAUCCAUUAGCAGCAGAUGAUCAAACAUUUAUACUUGAGAAUGUGUUUGAACACCAUCCAGAUAAAGAAAAUAAAAUGGGUGCUGGAAUUGAACAUGUCAUGAUUGACAAACACAGCGUUUAUCAGGAAAGCAAAUGCUUUUACGUGGUUUUGAAGGAUGGAGAAAAAAGGGACUUUUCCUAUCGUAAAUGUUUAGGUAACUUUUUAAAGAAGAAGUAUCCGGAUGUUGCUGAAUCGUUCGUCGGCAAGUACUUCCGGAAGCCUCGUCCAAGGGGGGAUCAGGCCUCAACUCCAGGAUUGUCAGAACAAACCACAACUGCAGGGCUGUCGGAACAGGCCGCAGCUCCAGGGUUGCUAGGACCAGCUCCAACUCCAGGGUCAUCGGAACAGGCCCCCAAUCCUGGUUUGGCGGAAACAAACUAGUAGAAGACCAGAACUGUCCAUAUUGUUUGUUGUACAGAGGGCAGGCCACUGAAUAGUUGUUGAUAACAUCAGAUCACAAUUCCUGUAGGAAAUGGUGUUUUCUAAGUUGUUGACUGUCAUGACACUUGAGAUGUGAACUAUCGUAGUACACAUACUCUGAUGUUAAUAUUUUUAGUCGUUGAAUGCUAACCGCAGCUGAUGUCUGAUGAACGUGGCGAAACUAUAUCCUGCCAACCAAUUUUCUUAUCCUCAAUCUGAGGUCGCUGGUGACCAGGAUUGCAAUAUUCAUAUAACUGAUUCUGGCAUUAGUUUUUGGAUGUUAUUUGUUAAUGGUGUUUUCCUUAUUUCUGCCACGCCUGUGAAGUUGAUAAUCAUGUCUCAACGAUUGAAUGUUAUUUGUGCAUGUCUCAAUAAUUUUUCCUUAUUUUCUCUAUGCACGCUAAGGCUGUGUGUGUUCCUAUACAUGUUCUUCAAGAUAUGGAUAGGGUGAUACAUGUCUUGUGUUUGUUUGCCGAGAUACAAAAUUAUGAAGGGCAUGGUUAUACACAAUCGUCUAUUAAAAACAUGUAUUUUAUUUUUUUAAAAAUGUUGAGACACAAAUUUUUAACAUGAGAUUAAUUUUAUUUUACAAUCUUAUCCCUUAAUAUUUCAAGAAUUCCAACCAUGUACUUUUCGUCUUUCACCUAAUUUCUCCUCCAGCCUUUCUUCAUUCUCUCCUCUCUUGCAGGUAGCUUUCUUUGCCUUUUACCACCACCGACUUCGGGCAUCGAUGGCACCACCCUCCAACACCUCUCUAGUUUGUCUUCUCGAAGGGAGAAUGUCUCCUCUGUCUCGCCGUCCCUAAUGUGCCUCUGUUAUUGGGGAACAACCAUUGGUCCGGUGCAAGGAACCACCACAGAUCUAUGGUGACAAAGAAGAGGACUCGAUGCCACUAGAGAUGUAGAUCUACUUUCUACGAUUCUCACUGUGGACCGUGUUUCGGACCUGAGCUCAGCUCUAUCUACUAUGUUCUUGUUUUAAUAACUCAUUUGUGGUAUUUUUUUUCCUUUUUUUUGUGGUGGUGUUUCUUGAUUUUUCUUACAGAUCUAUUCAGAUCUAAGAGGAAAAUAUCCUGAGAAGAUGUUGCUGUUUAUAGAAAAAAUUUUAGAUCUAGAAAUUAUCUAGACCUAUAUAGAAAAAAAGAAGAUAUCUUUUAAUGUUUUGCAGCACGAAUGUGUAGGGUAGAUAUAGAAAUAAAAGAGACUCAAUUUUGUCUUUGAUUCUACCUUUUUAGAUUUCUAAUAAUUGAAUAUUGUACUCUAUCAGAUUAUAAUUUAAUACAGAAGAUAUUUAUCUUCUUUGUAUCCA